AUGACUAACAGAUUUCCGCCUUAUUAUUAUAAUCCAUAUUGUAGGAUCUAUUCAGAAAAUUCAAAGAAUGAUCCCGAGUCAGCUGUUCUUCAUGAUAACUUAUCAUCAUCCGUAAUAUCAAUCGAUACACCAUGCGGGUUAUUUAAUGAUAAACACCAACUUCAUGUCAUCCCACAUCCUGCAAAACAAAAUGUAUUCAUGAACAGAAUCUCUUACGAUACGCGAAGUGACACAUAUUAUGAAAAUGGGAUUAAGUACAUCGAAUUUUGGGAUCGUGGUGCCUAUUCACAUGAAAAUUUAAUUUAUGUUUAUGAUUUCUCUGAGGACAGGACAAAUUAUAAAGACAUGGUUGCCUUAUAUCCUAAUAAUUUACGUACAUAUCCGUCAAUAAUUUAUAAAUUUGAUUACACUUCUUGCGAAAACUUUGAAAUCACUUCAUUGUCUUUAAAAUUAAAUUGUGUCGAUGAUAACUUUGAUAGCAAUUGGAUAAUUUCCAUUUCGACCAAUUUCAAUUUUAAGGAUUGCGUAUGGAUAACUGUCGAUGAAAGUAUUGACCAUCCUAAUAAGCUGCACAGCUUAACAAGAUACGUGAGGAAUAAGAGAGUUUUUUACAUCAAAUUCGAAAUUAAAGUUUCGGGUAAAAGUCUUAAUUUUGAAAGAAAUAUAAAUCUAUUUCCUCAGUCAAAGUAUUACUUUGAAAAUGAUGAUUAUAAUGUCAAGGAUAAUUUUGAAUUGGAUAUUAUCGUUGAAUUCUCUCCACAGAGAUCUAAUGUUUUAUCAAAAAUGUUAAAUUUAAAUGUGAGAUCAAAGGAAAGAGAAAUUCCUAUUCGAUCGUUAAAUUGUAUCAACAGUAAAGUUAAAUGUGGGUUGUUUAAUGAUAAAUAUGCGUUUAACGUUGUACAAUAUGAAAAUAAUCUUUAUACCCACAGCAUUUCAUAUAAUGCUUAUAAAGAUGCCUACUAUGAAAACGGUAACGCCGUCGCCAAGUAUUUGAAAAGAUGGAAUCGUGGAGCUUUUACACACGAAAACAUUUAUUAUUUUCCUGAAUUCUCACAAUCUAGAAGAUCAACCCUUGGCAUGCACAGAAAGACACUUCCAGCUUAUAUUACAUGGAAAUUUGAUUAUCGGCCGGGAAAUUUUUAUAUAAUCUCUUUAGAGCUCAUAAUUAAGUUUCACCAUUCAACUAAUAUAAGGGGAGUUCAAUGGUUUAUACAAUUACUUUCUACGGUGAAAAAUCCAAAUCCCGAAUUCAUGCCUAUCGUUUUUUCUUUGCAAAAAAAUAAAUUGGAUUAUAAUCUAGAUUUAACAGAAAUGGUGAAGGAUGGAUGUGGAUUCAUCUUGAAAGCAUAUAUUAAGGAGAAAGUAGGAUUUCAAAAUAACGAAAUGAUUCAAUUAUUUAAACAGGAUGAAAUAUGUCAUGAAGAGAAAUUUUGUAUGGAUAUCAAAGUAAAGCUGGAACCUAAUAUAAUUUGUGAUCCUAUUCAAUAUAAUGAUACCUUGGAUAAGAAUUUUAUGCUCAAUGAUAAGAUGACUAGUGAUUUUACCAUUAAAUUAACCUAUUCUAAUGAAAGUGAAAGCGAAGCUAAUGUUAAUGAGUUUUACGUCCAUACAGCAAUUCUCGCAUCUGAAUCGGAUUAUUUUAAAGCCUUGCUUAACUCAAAUAUGUUGGAAUCCAAAAAAAAAUGUGUUUACCUUGUUGAUAUUUCUUACUUUAUUCUUGAAAAAAUGCUUUUGUAUAUUUAUACCCAUAAUCUCGAUGAUCAUCUUGAUUUUGAUGUUUUGGUUGAUUUAUUAUACGCUUCUUCAAGAUUUUUCGUACUUCGAUUAAUUCAACUUUGCGAAAUUUUAAUUAGUAAAUUUGUGAAUUAUGAUAAUUUUGAGGAAAUUUUAGAGUUGGCAAAUAAAUGCGGUGCUUUUCAAUUAGCCAAGUAUUGUGAGAAUUUUGUAAGGGCCUGUGAACCCGUUAGGCCAGUUAAAAAAUUUAAAGGAGUAUUUACGAGCUUGGCUCGAAAAAUGAAAAGGUUAUAG
Molecule: messenger RNA, 2028 nt
Organism: Funneliformis geosporum
Lineage: Eukaryota; Fungi; Glomeromycota; Glomeromycetes; Glomerales; Glomeraceae
Source: the annotation of a GenBank genome assembly